UCCUCGUGACACUUUUCUCGCCGACGACGACCACACAACAACCCUCCACGACCAAGAAUCGAGAACCACUCACGAUCGCUCGUCACCCGAACGAAUUCGUCCACCCUGUCUUCGCAAAUUAUCAUUUAAAUUGGCGCCCUCGCCCCUCGCCCACGUCCAGGUCUAGCGCUCAGACCUCCCCCGUCAAGCCUGUCCAGCUUUAUCUCUUCUCACACACAGCAAAACGAAGCAGCCUCCGUCUACCUUGGCGGCUUACGUCCUUGGGCUUCCCUCUCAAACGGUAUCCUAAUCGAGCGAUCAACACUGCGACAAUGUCCGUUGAGAUCGAGCCCUUUGAGCUCGGCUUCCGCCGGCCCUUCACCGUCGAGGUCUCACAGAUCCUGAAGCUUAAGAACACUAACAAGCAACCUGUCGCAUUCAAGGUCAAAACCACCGCUCCCAAGCAGUAUUGCGUGCGACCGAAUUCCGGCCGUAUCGAGCCGGGUCAUGAAGUCGAGGUCACUGUCCUUCUCCAGGCCAUGAAGCAGGACCCUCCUCUGGACACAAAGUGCCGCGACAAGUUCUUGGUCCAGUCCGUCAUAAUUUCUAGCGAUCUCGAAUUCAGCAACGUGCAGACGAUUUGGGACUCUGUUGAGAAGUCUAGCGUUCAGGAGAAGAAAAUAAGAGUCACCUUCCUCCCUGCCGGCGGCUCAGAGCCUGCUGUUGCCGCCACACCCGUCAAGCAACAGCAGCUUGCGAACGGCAUUGAGGACACCCCUCCACCCUACUCCUCGCCCGACGAGCACAGGCCGGCCAGCAGCAAUGCCCCACCGUCCGAAGUGAUCAGCGAGCCCCGAGACGACCCAGAGGUCACUGCGCCUAUUGCGCAAUCUCCCCAGGUAGCCCAGCAGGCCUCGGAUAGCGAUCUGAAGCGAGAGCUGGCUGGUGCCUCUGUCGCGACUGAGGGGCUGCGCCAGCGCAAGACUGCUGCCCCUGCAGAUGAAAAGCCGGGUGCCGCGGCCGUUGCGUCGGCCGUCAGGCCGCAGGGCACGGAGGGGGUGCCGAUUCAGCUCGUCGCGAUAUUGUGUCUUGUCAGCUUCCUCUUGGCAUACUUCUUCUUCUAGCUGUGAGGACAUCAUCUGGUCUGAAGACUGCGGAGCACGAGUUGUACGACAGAGUAGCAGGAGAAACCUGAUAGGAUAGGGCGGCAUCUGGCAAGCGAGACGAAGCAGGCUGGCGUUGCGGGACGAGUCCGCGGGUCCAACCUUGGGCGUAGAGAGAUAUCAUCACUCGCACGAGAAUCCCUACAGAUCAUCCUGAACCUGGCGCUUUGCUGCUCACGCUGGCCGAGGACACCGAUCCGACAUUCGAGACGGGCAAGGACAACUUUUCAUUGCUUGUCAUGAUGUAGGAUGGGAAAAUGGGGUGGACCAAUCGUUUCUUUACGGCGCGGCCUCCAGUCUUUGUAUCUUACCUUUGUAUUUCUGUUCUUAUCGUUGUUGAUUUCAUUGGCAGCCUCGACCGGUCUAUACUAGGCUGUGUAUGAUUUGUGUUGCGCCUACUAAUGAUAUGCCAUUCCCUAUGUUAACUUGUACAGGUCUGAAUUGAAUGUUCCGCAACAAUGAUGUCGCCCUCGGAGCAGCCCAGAACUGCUGCAGCAUGUUAGUUGGGAAGAUGGUGACACAGGACAAAUAUGACUUCUAUUUUUCAU
Cryphonectria parasitica EP155 is the source of this 1690-nucleotide messenger RNA. RefSeq lists its product as uncharacterized. The coding region runs from base 312 to 1103 and encodes 263 amino acids. The record is from RefSeq and is a predicted model, not a curated record. Lineage: Eukaryota; Fungi; Ascomycota; Sordariomycetes; Diaporthales; Cryphonectriaceae. Gene Ontology annotation, molecular function: FFAT motif binding. Gene Ontology annotation, biological process: endoplasmic reticulum membrane organization. Gene Ontology annotation, cellular component: plasma membrane; endoplasmic reticulum membrane. The transcript has 7 exons.